CUCUCCCCCUCCCCGCUCCUCUCUCCUCUCUCGAUCCCCCUCCCCCUCGAUCGGAUCCUCCCCCCCUUCUCUCUCUCUCUCUUACUCUCACCCUCUCCCCCUCUCGAUCCAAGCCGAAACCCUAGCUUCUCUCCUCGAUCCCUUGCCCUAAUGGCUUCUCCUGGUUAACACCUCCAUCAGCGGUGCUCCAGAUCCUGCUCCAGAUCCUGCGGGGGACGCCUCGUGACCUACGGCGGCGGCGGCGCCGCCGUUCCCAUCGCCUCCGCCGAGCCGUCUGAUCCGAUGGUCUGCACCUACCAUUGCCGUCAGAUGGUUAAAUCGGAGUUCAUGGUAGCUUUCAACACUUUAGAGAGGCAAGUCGGUGACUAUCAAGCUAGACUGGAGACACUGCACGAACAACUAUGCAGGAGUGGAUCCGCCGAAAGUGUGAAUUUGAAUCCUUGCUGCUGGGAUUUGAAUUUUCUCUCAUUGUUGUAAAAGUUUCUCAUCUGGUAAGCAGGAAGGGGGAGAUUUUGUUGCGGCCUGCGUCUCUCCGAAAGGAGAAUGGAUAUAUUGUGUUGGUGAAGAUAUAUUUGGUGUUUGGAGGAAGCAGAAGCUUUCCAACUCCAGAGUGUGAAUUAUUUUGUUUGGAAACUUUUAGAUCAGCUGGAGCUGCGGAAAUUGAAGUGGGAAGCAAGACAUGCAGUGUUUGUUAUUUUUUUGCUACAUUUUGAACAAGUAUUUUUUGUUAGAACUUAUGUUUGAAAUUUAAUUUGAAUUCUGAGAUUGUAAUUUGAGAGUUGAGACUAUU
This is a messenger RNA of Ananas comosus (pineapple), 790 nucleotides long. RefSeq lists its product as uncharacterized. The coding region runs from base 402 to 713 and encodes 103 amino acids. The transcript has 6 exons. Lineage: Eukaryota; Viridiplantae; Streptophyta; Magnoliopsida; Poales; Bromeliaceae. The record is from RefSeq and is a predicted model, not a curated record.